Drosophila grimshawi is the source of this 2154-nucleotide messenger RNA. RefSeq names its product polycystic kidney disease 2-like 2 protein. The record is from RefSeq and is a predicted model, not a curated record. The transcript has a single exon. Gene Ontology annotation, cellular component: membrane. Lineage: Eukaryota; Metazoa; Arthropoda; Insecta; Diptera; Drosophilidae. Gene Ontology annotation, molecular function: calcium channel activity; calcium ion binding. Gene Ontology annotation, biological process: detection of mechanical stimulus. The coding region runs from base 1 to 2103 and encodes 700 amino acids.
AUGAAAGCAUUUCUAAAAAAGGAUAAAUUAUUUUUCGCGACGACCAUCCUUAUAAUACUCAUUUGUGUGGGUUUCGUAAUACGUUUUUCUGGCUUUAACCAUGAGAAACAGAAGAUAAUCUCGAUUCUGGUGAACGUGUUUAUGGUGACUGUAAUGCUAUUCCUUGUUGCUGAUACAAUCAAAUUCCUGCUGUUGGCGAUUGAUGAGGCCUUCUGGCCGCGCAAGUUGUCUGCCUUCACCACGGAUAGUGAGGCAAAACUCCACACUCGCACGGAUUACCUAAAGAUGCGGCUAAAUUCGUUGCGCUAUCGGCUGCUGGUAACGGAGGAUCAUCGGAACGAGAAACUGAAUUUGAGAUAUCAGAAUAUUGCACACGAUCUGUGGCUAUAUGGGAAGUAUUUCUUCCUACUGAUGUGCCUGGUGCUGGUGACCCAAGACGAAUUGCUCUACUUCAAUAGCAACGUACUGAAUGACUUUUUUAUGAACAAUCACACGUACACCAUGGGACUGAAACAUGUGAAUAGACUCGAUCAACUCUAUCCGUUCAUUGAGAUCUCACUUGUGAAGGCCUUCGAAACGAAUGCCACCAACAUAGGAAAUCUUAAUAUUUUGUAUGGCGAUCACACUAGCAUGUUGGGAGUGGUGCGACUGCGUCAGCUGCGCAGAAAAGAAAAUUCGCACACGGGCUGGAAACCAGUCGAGUUUUCAAGUCUCGACUAUAAGCCCAAAUGGAAGUUACCUUAUGAACGAAUAUCAUACACAGACAAAUAUUGGCGCAUCUAUGAGCCCUGGCUGCCCAUUAGUCCGACUUACAGUAGAACCGAUAAGUUUUUUUUCAACUAUAACUAUCCCGGUUAUUUACAGAGCUAUCCGGAGAUGGAGGGCUAUGUAACACUGCUCUCAAACAGCUAUGACAAUAGUAUGAGGGUGAUUGAAUACCUCCAGGAGAAGCAUUGGCUUACGUGGAAAACAACGGCAGUUUUCAUGGAUUUUACUCUCUUCAAUGCCGAUGCGAAUAUCUUCACCAUAUGCACUUUACUCGUGGAACAAACGCCCUUUGGGACUAUUCUGUCCAACGCAAGGAUAAUCAGUGCAAAACUGCAUUUCGUUGCGCAGCUGGGAAAAGGUGGCCUCAUCGUACUGAUCAUCUACAUAAUUGUGGUCAUACAAUUCUUCAAGGCUUUGGUUAUGGUGAUAUGGUAUGAGCCGAUCAAGCUGCGCAGCAUGUGGACCAAGUUGGAUUUGAUUAUCUUUGUGCUCAACAUCACAGUGAUUAUUUUAGUAAGCGUACAGGAAUUUAUGGUAUCGCAGCUGCUUGCAAAGGUCGAGAGUUCCAGCAAACUCGAGUUUCUUGACUUCCGUAUGCCUACCCGCCUGCAUGAAUGGACCCGCAACAUGCUUGGCUUUCUUGUCUGCCUUACCACCAUGCGUUUGUGGCGUGUGCUGCAGUUUGCCAGCGUCUUUCAACUAUUCGCUUCCACGUUGUACUCAGCGUGGCAGGCGCUGGCUAGUACUGCCAUGAUAAUUCUAACAUUUUUAGUGGGGUUCGGUAUUGCAGUUGUCACUAUAAAUGGAAACAAUGCGGAUAGCUUUAGCCAGCUGUUCAAGAGUAUUAUAUCGUCGUUGUGCUUUUCUUUUGGCUUCAGCUCACAAAUCACGCCAAAUGAUCUAUUUUAUGGUGGUCGGUUGCUGGGCUUGGUUUUAUAUCUAAUUUUGGCAUUUUUCGUUGCCUUGCUGAUGACAAAUCUAUUUGUUUCAAUAAUUAACGAUUAUUUUUCGCGUGCAAAGCGUAUGCGAGAUGAGAAACAUGAAGAAAAUAUUAACUUUCUGCAAUUCCUGAGAGUCGAAUACGCCGCCAUAUUUAAAUUCUUUCAAAGGAUGGCAAUUUUCAAAAUGGCCUACAAGCGGCAUAACCGCACAGUUGCCGAGAACAUAAAACGUAUUUUGGACCACAAAGUGAAAUUGAAAGCAUCCGAAAAAUCCGAAAGCAUUAAGCACGCUGAGUAUAAGCGUCGUAUUGAACGACUGUUCACUGUUGCGGCUAUCAUGCAGACCCAAAUGGAACUACUUGACCACAUGCUAUUCGAAGCUGAAAAUGUCUAAUUAGAUCCAACGGAUGACGUUGAAGAAGGCUAUUUCAUUUCUUUGAUAUUU